UUCUCUCUUACGUUUAUUUUUCUGUUCUGUUCAUAAAUCAGAGGAACAAGUCCAUCAAAGUUUUUUUUUAAUGAAGGAUCUUCUCUAAAGCAUCGAUUUUGAUUCUAUUCUUGGAGUAAAAUUUUUGUUUCUUAUUCUCUUCAUUCUUUUCUGGGUUUAAAGAUUUGUCCUUUAUUUGGUUGAUGAGCUCAUCAUUAAAGUAAUCAGUCAUCAUUUGAAUUUUGUGGAACAAUUUUAACUCUUGUAGGAGGAGUUUAUUUUUAAUUUCUCAGGGCUGAUCCAAGAUGGAUCAGAUGUCAUCUGAUAACAUUAAUGGACUCGUAUUAGCAGUCUCCUCAAGUAUCUUUAUUGGCUCUAGCUUCAUCAUCAAGAAAAAAGGUCUCAAGAAGGCCGGUGAAUCCGGUGUCCGAGCAGGUGAAGGAGGACAUGGAUACUUAUAUGAACCAUGGUGGUGGGCUGGAAUGAUUACAAUGAUUGUUGGGGAAGUAGCCAAUUUUGCAGCGUAUGCAUUUGCACCAGCUAUUCUAGUCACACCUUUGGGAGCUCUAAGUAUUAUUUUCAGCGCAGUGCUAGCUCAUUUCAUUUUGCAAGAGAAACUUCAUAUGUUCGGAGUGCUUGGUUGCGUUCUCUGUGUGGUCGGGUCCACAACGAUAGUCUUACACGCCCCGCACGAGCAGGAAAUAAAAUCAGUCAAGCAAGUUUGGAAGCUUGCUAUUGAACCUGGCUUUCUAGUGUACUCUGCUGUGAUAUUGAUUGCGGUGCUUGUACUCAUCUUCUACUAUGAACCUCGCUAUGGAAAGACUCAUUUGAUAGUAUAUGUUGGAAUCUGCUCUUUAAUGGGUUCUCUUACUGUUAUGAGUGUGAAAGCUGUGGCCAUCGCCAUAAAGCUGACAUUUUCAGAGAUGAAUCAGUUCAAAUACUUCCAAACUUGGAUUUUUAUUAUAGUAGUCACGGUUUGUUGCAUUUUGCAAAUCAAUUACUUGAACAAGGCAUUGGAUACGUUCAACACAGCGGUUAUUUCUCCGGUUUACUUCGUUAUGUUCACAACUUUCACCAUCAUAGCUAGUAUGAUCAUGUUCAAGGAUUGGGCUUCGCAGAGCGGGUUAAAGAUAGCGACAGAACUGUGCGGUUUUGUCACCAUUUUGUCAGGAACGUUUCUGCUUCAUAAGACUAAAGAUAUGGGAAACAGUGCAAGUGGUCGUGGAGCUCCCUCUACGCCUAGAGACAAUCCUGUCUUCACCAGUUCAGGAUCUGGUCUGAGCUCCAGCUCCGAAAAAGUAUCCUCCUGAGAAUUUUUUUUAUCAUCCCACUGUUUGAUGCGAGCACCUAAGAAGAAGAAGAAGCCUCAAAAGCAGAGAUGAUGUGUUAUUGGUAUAGUGAUUAUUUUGUUAGGAACAUUUGACUGAUUGCUUUUCUUAUGUUGUUUCCCACAUGAAAAUGUAACGUUACAACUAAAGAGAGAACCAACAAAAAAAACUCUUUUAAGUA
Messenger RNA from Raphanus sativus (radish), 1488 nucleotides. Its product is annotated as probable magnesium transporter NIPA1. Gene Ontology annotation, cellular component: membrane. The coding region runs from base 285 to 1289 and encodes 334 amino acids. The transcript has 9 exons. NCBI's taxonomy places the organism in Eukaryota, Viridiplantae, Streptophyta, Magnoliopsida, Brassicales, Brassicaceae. Gene Ontology annotation, molecular function: magnesium ion transmembrane transporter activity. Gene Ontology annotation, biological process: magnesium ion transport. The record is from RefSeq and is a predicted model, not a curated record.